AUGGACUCAAAGGCUGACUCAAACAUCACCAAAAGUCAUCAAAGUGAGAAUGCAACAUAUCUGCUGGAAGGAUGUCCAUUCCCAGAGAACCAAACUGGUUGCAGCAAUCAUAUUGAAUCAGACGACCAAUCAGAAAUGAAUGAAACGUCGUCGAACAUUGAGCAAGAUUAUGAAGUAACUAUUGAAGACGUUCACGAUAAUGAAGAAAGUGAUCGAGAUGAUCUGGCUGGUGGAAUCGAUUUUGAACCUGAUGACCAAGGUGAUGGAAUGAAUCCAAUAUCUGGGUUUCAAGGUGAAUUGAAUGAUAUAGACGAUGGUCCAAAUGUGCCCAAUAUGAAUGAAAAUGAAAUGUAUGACGAAAUAAAUAAACUGUUACCAGAAGUUAUAGCUAACUUAGCGAGAGAAGGGGUUUUGACAUCAGUUUACAAGUUCAUAAAACUGGUAGCAGAUGGAGAAUUUCCCAUUGAAAAUAUGGCGUUUCUGUGCUUCCUGGAUGUUGUCGAAUGGUAUAGUCACGAUAGUACAACACGGAUGCGAUACAAAUAUCCAUCAACUACCAAAUUCUGGAGAAUCGGUUGGCGAUUAUUUAAAGGAAAGUAUAUGCGAUUCAUGGCUGGUACAAAAAAUAAGGGAACUGGGAGUCUUGAUCCAAAGAGCAGUAAAAUUAAUUUUGCCGUUCCAAACAGAGAUGUCUUAAAAGAUACAGAAAUGGAACCAAUGACACCUGGGAUUAUGGAUAACAUGAUAAAAGUGAUGGCUCAACUUGAUACUGGACUAACGUACAAAUGCGUUAUUGACGGCAAGAAAAUUGCAAGAGGAAAGGGAAGGCAAAUGGGCGAUAUUGAUUUGUGGGGGUUCGAAUCACCACCAACCUUAGCUGAACGGGUUGCAGCAAGAGAAUUCCUCGAUGAACGCAUUCAGAUGUUGAUGAAUAAGACCGAAAAUUUACUUAUCAAAGGUAAGAAAAGUACAGACCAUUUACUUGACGAAGAGUCGAAAGAACUAUUGGAUCAUCUCAAAAUAGUAUCUAGUGAAUUGAACUUAAGACUUAAGGACCUUCGGCAAGCCAAGGUGGCAAUUGAAAGAUCUUUAAAAAGAUUGAAGGAUAACUCCGGACCCGAUUGGAGAAAAUCGAAAUACGUAUUUGUUAUCAGUUCUCUAGAAACAAGCAAAUACACUAUCAACAACGUGAUAAAUCAAAUCGUACAACGCAAUGACAAAUUGUAUGAGACAAUGAGUAUAUUGAACAAAAAUGGUAUAACAUUCAGUACAUCAGACUAUGUGAACAUGAAUGAGCAGCAAAACUACCACGAACUGCGUGAAGACUGUUACUUGGUGAUACCCGAUAAUGAGUAUACUGACCACGUACUAGUUAAACAGAGGAGUGAUAGAUGGUUCAACAUUCGCAAAGAAGCAAAGGUGACUGGCAGCACUAUGCACAACGCUAUCGGUUUAGACACGCUGAAAAAACAGAGAGCGCACUACGACAAGGUCAUACAUGGAAAAGAAGAGGACAAGCAGAUAAAUGAACAAACACGAAGAAAUAUGGAAUAUGGCACAAAAAAUGAAAUAAACGCUGUUGCAACAUUAACCAGUAAAAUACUACCAGUACUAUUGCCAGAUCUAUCAUAUGCCGAGGAAGGAUGUUACAAGAUCACAAUGAACAAUGAAACCUUUCUAGUUGUGAGUCCAGAUGGGAAACUCUUUGAAAAUCCGAGUGAUGUGACGGCAAUUGAAGAGAGUAAAACUAAGGUAUCGAUAGAAAUCAAGUGCAAACCACAAAAGGAACUUAUGGAACCUGUAGCGUAUACUGUUUAUGACUGUUAUAUACCCCAAUGUCUCGCGGAGAUGAAUGCACAAGAAUCAGACCGACUACUCUUUAUUUGUUACAGUGAGGAAACGACCACAUGUUUCAUGAUGAAGUACAGUGAUUCCCUAUGGGACCUUAUGAAAAACGAAUGCGUUGCAAUAUAUGGCGGUAACCAGACGAGUAGACCAUCGAAGAAGACUGACUCAUCGAAGAAGAUCAAAGAAGAAAUCAAAAUAUUCAAAGAAAACAACGUAGAAUACAUGGGUGAGUUUAAAUCCGUGAAGGCGUAUGACGACCACGAUCAUGGCUCUGAAUCAGAUUCAACAUGUCCAUACAAGAAAAAACGCAAAAGUUAUGUACCAAAGAAAAGUACUACAACCCUCGAAGAGCUCAAAACAAACCUACAUGAUGUCAUGUCGAUGGUGAAUGAAAUAUAUGAAGCGACCAGACAAACUGCAACCGAGUUGCUUGCUUUUCUACUGUGCGACAUGGAUCGCAUUACAUCAUCAGAACAAACAAAUUCAACCCUAGUAGCAUAUGCAAUGAAAGGUAGCAGCAUGCGCACAAACGUUAUGAGAGACAUGGUCGAUUCUGUCUUUUAUAAAUGCCAAAAACAGGGGCUGUAUAUGCCUAUCGUAACAUAUGAUGGUCAAUGGCUCCCCCUUGCCAUUAGAACUAGAGAUGGGCGGCCACUGACGUUGAUGCAAAUGCAAAAAGACCACUACUCCAAAGUCAGAAAACUAAAGGCGAAUGACAUAAUCAAGAACGCAUUUAAGAAUGAAACUUACAUAGCAAAGCAUUUGGAAUGUAAAACAUAUUUCAUGGAGGCAAUAUCCAUAAACUCAUAUGUGGAUGACAACUACAAAUCAAAGCAGACAACCAUUUCAUUGCAUCACAUGAAUCAAAUAAUUCAAUGGAAAAAACAAAAAGGAACAAGUAAUAUUAACAAAGAACCAAGUGUGGUCGAAAAUUCUGAAUCAGGAGAAGACACAAAUGUCGAUGAUAUAGAUAUACUGGAACACAUACCAGAUGCUGUCUUACAAAAACUCGACGAUGAUGUAAAAAAUCAAGUUAUAAAUCUUUUAAAGGGAAAAAAUGCAGCAUGUUCAACACAAAUAGAGCUUUCUGAUGUUCUCGAACCUGAUGAAUCAUUGGCGGAAGCUGUUGCCCAAAUAGAAGCGUCAACAGUAUUUGAAGACAAAGUACAUGGGGAGAGUAAUGGCGAAGCAAGGCCUACAAUUACACUCGAUGAUUGUGAUUACUACGAAAUGAUAAAAUCAUUGCAACACGAAGAUAAGACAAAUAAAAAAUGGAUUUCAGAAAACAAAGAAAGUCUUCAAUCAAAAAUGGAAACUGCUACCGACAUCAAUAAACAAUUCACACUUGGUGAACUGAAAUCUUGCUUCAAAGCCAUUAAAUGUGUAUUAGAGAAAGGGAAUGUAGAACACAGGAUUGGGUGUUACAGAUACAAGUGGCAACUUGUCAAUUUGUUCUCUUCCAUUUGUGGAAAUGGAACAACACUCCAGACGCCUUCAUCUAAGCGUGGUCGUAUUCAUCAACCGAAAUCGUUAAAAACUCAGUGUAUAGAAUUUUUUAAAUCAGUUCCGAAGUCGAUAUUGUGCAAUAUAUAUGCGGAAAAUACAUGGCCACAAAUUGAGCACGAAUGGAGAAGUGGAUUUGUGAUAAAUGAUGACGUAAAAAUCACCAAUGGAUUAGACAUUGGGCGGUGGUAUUCGCAACCUGAUAUGGCACCUGACGAUAGUCAUCCAAUGUUCCAUUUAUGGGACUUUAGCCAUCUACUUGUUAACUUGAGAUCUAAGAUAUGCCUUACUGGUUUACCAGAGUCCGGUAUAAACAGGACUGCUUGGAUCGAAGCCUCACGGAGUAAAGCAACUAAAUUAAAUAGAGCUACAGUUGAGGACUGUUUCGAGAAACAAGAUGUUGGGUUCGCCAAAUCAAUGUUCGAGACAGAUGUGGAAGAUUUCUUACUCGAGAGAGGCUUUAUUGCAGAGGCAGAGUUUUGCAAUAUAGUGAGGGGAUGGUAUCACGCCGAAGAUGAGCCAGGAAUCCCAGCGAUAAAAAGAGUGGAAAGCCGACUGAAGCUGCGGAAUUGGCUGUUAGGGUUAUGGGAUAGUACAGUAUUCCCUCCUCCUGGCUCACACGUCAAAUCGUUUCCUAUACAGAUGUACGAAGGUUUUCUCACAUCCAUAGAACGGAAGAUACAAAUGUUUCCCUUUAUAUCUCGAGGAAGUUACAACUCGAGAGCUUCAGGGAGUUUGGAAGUGGAACAAUUUUUCCAAACAUUUGGUGAUCUUGACCCAACUGGAAAGGGAAUCCUAAAACCAGACGUUAUUCCUAGAGCACUUGCAACGUCUUGUGAGAUAGAGAUGGAUAGAGUUGACCCUGCAAGGACAUUCUGUAUGAAAACGUCAGCCCGGUCUGUCUACCCUACCCAUCCCCUGUUUGACAGAGAUAAGAAUUUGAGUGAUGACACAAUUCCUGCAGGGUGGACGCCACCAGCACAUGUGGAGACUAUAGAUAUAAGGGACCAUUUCUUUGAUAGUCCAACAAGAUUGGGAAAAAACAUUCGUAAGAGGAAACGUGGGAUCGUCUCAAAGCCAGAUGCUCCAGCAAGAAGGAGUAAUCCAAUUAGACGCGAUUUCUACCGUGGAGAUCAAAGUAAACUUACAGCAGACAAGCGUGCUGGAAUUUUGCUUUGAAAAGCGAAUGUGAUUUUUGAUAAACGUACAUUAUCAACACGUAUAACAUCUUAAAAUGAAUUUGAUCAUUUACUGAAAGAAAAUAUCAUAAACCCUGAAACUAAUACUAACGGUAUAAAAAUACGAAUAAGACAUCCAAAAACUCCCAAAUCCAAGGAAGAAUUUGAAAAGCAAUAAGUGAGCUCGCAAAGUCGUAACAUUGCAUAAUCAUUAGGCGUACAUUUUAUUUAUUACAGAACACUGGAUUAUUGGAACACCAGAUGAACAUUAUAUGUGUUGCAAAAGUAUCACACCAAACAAGUUCUUAGCCGUUCUUGCCAGUCUUACGAAAACGUCGUAAAACGGGCUCAACAUGGCUCUGGUCGGGAAAUAUGUCUAAAAUAAUUAGCUAC
Messenger RNA from Owenia fusiformis, 4922 nucleotides. The record is from the annotation of a GenBank genome assembly. Lineage: Eukaryota; Metazoa; Annelida; Polychaeta; Sabellida; Oweniidae.